Messenger RNA from Amoebophrya sp. A25, 3607 nucleotides. The record is from the annotation of a GenBank genome assembly. NCBI's taxonomy places the organism in Eukaryota, Dinophyceae, Syndiniales, Amoebophryaceae.
AAAGUCAAAAAGCAGAACGAGAACCAGGACGAGGGACCAACUUUUUACACUAGUGAACCGCUUUACUAUGGUGACAUCUCCGUGUUGUUGCUUCUAUAAUUGUGUCCUCGGCAAAGUAAGACAUGCGAAACAACGAAUUUGGAACUACAACGAACGUGCUAGAGUGUAAGAAAGGUUUCGGAAACUGUGAAUGAAAAAGCAUGCCUAGUCUCGAGGACUCAGCGUUUUCUCGUGUAGUAUCGAAGCAGUCUGCGCAAGAGCAGUCCGUAUCGGCAUCAAAAAUGGCCGCCUCUCCCGAGGCCGCAGGCGUCGUAAAAAUUGCGCCGAAGUAUGUAAUUAAGCCCGCCAAAGAUGUAGAGCCAGCAGAAGUAUUUUGCUGCCGCUUUUCCCCAGAUGACAGCAUGCUCGCAGUCUCGUACGCAGAUGGAACUAUUCGCGUCUUCGAUGCUGACACAGGCGCUGAAGAGUUCACGCUUAACAACCGCCAAGAUGCUGGUGCGGAAACGGAGUCUCCAAGAGGCGAGGGGGAGGAAGAUGCUCUUGUCAAAGCGUAUAGAUACAUAGACAUAUUCAUUCAUUGUGUUGCUAAAUAGUCCCGUCGACAGUUUCGGAAUACUGAGCUGGGCAACAUUCCGCUACAUUGUGUUGCGGAUCUAAUCAGCCAGCUAGUUGCAUGUAAGUUAUUUCCAUCAUAGUUCCCUCUCCCACUGGGCCACGGUGUCUGACUCGUGUACAUAUCUUUCCUACAGAAUGCAACCACCAACAUUUCCGACAACGCAAGUGCGAUGGCGACCAUCGGGAUCUGAAAGUCGCACUAAAAACGUUCUGAUAUCUGUAAACGCAGAAAAUGACGGUGAGGUGCAGCACUGGCACAUAAAGAGUGGGAAGUGCCUCCACACAAUCGAAGAAGCAGGUACUUUAUCAAGAUGACUACAACAGGGUGCACUACCUCUGAAGAUUCUUUCAGCAUAAUGCGAAGUUCAGAAAGGAUGAAAGCCGAAGGCUAACAGCUGCGCGACAUCUUCUUCUAGAACUACAAAGGAAAUCAUGUGACAUCAACUUAUAGAAGGUUAGACAAUCUUCAAUAUUCUUGAAAAUACCACUAGGUAACCAAAUAUUCUGCUUGGAUUACUACUAUAAUGGAUCGAUAUUUGCGACUGCGGGGCGUGAUUACAAAGUUCGAGUGUAUGACGAGGCAACAAAGCGGCUAACAACGACUCUUGAGGGUGGAGAUAUGCAAAAAACAGCAGGGCACUCGAAUAGGGUUUUCUCCGUCAAAUUCCAUUCAAGCAAUCCAAACCUUUUGGUCUCUGCAGGAUGGGAUAACACGGUACUUGCAUUUUGACGGCUGACGGUUCCGAUGUUUCCAGCCCUCGAGCUCUUCAGCCAUGAUCAUCAUGCCACACCUGCUUAGAGACCUGAAGUAGAACGAUCAUGAUGAUAAGCGCCAAGCUCUGGCACUAAAUGUAUAGAACGAGAGAAAGUUAGGUCGAAGAUUUUCAUUCACUUCAGGUCCAAAUUUGGGAUACGCGGAAGGGACAAAGUGUCCGUAGCAUCUAUGGUGCAUACAUUUGCGGUGAUGCUAUCGAUUUGAACGACGAAAGCAGUGAUAUUUUGACUGCAUCCUAUCGAACGACGGUACUGCGACUUCUUUGCUGAAGAGGUCUCUUGUAUCCCAUUUCUACAUAUACAUAGAUACCAAUCCUCUAGCGUCAGUUCGCGGUGUCCCGAAUAAUUGCAGUAGACGAUGGAACACAGCUCUUGAGCUUGUGAUUCUAUAAUUUUGCCUCUUUCUUAUUCUCCAUGUCCACCAUUUUUAUCGCCAUUUCUUUGACGUUCUUGAACUUCAAUCCCAGGACACGCUGCAAGUAUGGGAUUUCGGUACUGGACAGCUGAAGGAUACGAUUCCGUGGCGACCUCAGGGUCAUCUCUCUAGUAACGAAUGCAUGGCGUUUACCGCUGAAUACUCGAAGCCUGGGUCUAGGUAGAUAUUUAAUCACGUUUCUUUUCAUGACCGAUGUUUAUAUAUGUUCCAGGGCGCGGGGCGACGGCCCCCCCCCUAAUGCCGGGCGCCCUGGACCCCUUUUUCAGGCGUCUGCCGGGGGAGGGGAGACCUCAAAAGGGGGCCCAGUGACCUCCCCCCCUCCGCUCCCUUCCAGCUGCCUGGCUGUUCCCUAGGGGCCUCCGAUGGUGGUGGGAGGCUUCAAAAGGGGCCCAAGGGACCGCCUGCGCCCCCGUCCAGGUGCCUGCCUGUGCCCUAGGUGCAUCCGUUAGGCUUCGCCGCCGCAGCCGUGCCGCCUGUACCCUCCGGGCCCUUGGUCAUCUGCUUGCUUGCUCUUGCGACCGUGGCCGCCUUCGGCGGCCUUUUACCCCGGAGGCCUCCCGCCUGCGAGGGUCAGCAGAGGCCAGGAGGCCCCUCAGGAAUACGCUGAGAGGCCCAAGGGGAGGCCCGCGCCAAGUUUUGACGCCUUCCAUCACUAGAAUCCGCGCGGAAAAGCGCGCACGCGCGCCACCACAGAGCAGACCACAGGGGGGGAAGGGGGGCCGUCCGGCCCUGCGUCAUAUAUAGCAUGUGAUCGAGCCACGGCGUUUCCGAAUCCAUUGGCGCGAGCAUGAAACAUGUAAGCAGGCGCUGAGUGAACAGAGAUUAAAGUCAAUUUUUCUUGUUGCUCUUCUUCAUCUAGGUACAUCAUUGCAGGCGGGUCGCAAAACAACGAAGCAAAAGUGUUUGAUGCGAAGUCGCACCAGUGCCUUGGUGUGGUCUCUACGCCCAAACCGGUUUUCAGUCUAAACUUCAACGCAGCUGCGACUGCAUUCGUCGUUGGGUCUGCGGAUGGAUGCGUCAGGGUCCUCAACUUCCCAAAGUUCCACUAGUGACAACGAGUGAAGACGUCCCUACUUUGACAGUACUUUCCUUGGUCGGGAUUGUUCGACAGAAAUUAUUAUGGAAGUAGUACAUGAUCGACCCAGUAGUCGGUUUGGAGUUGGUGGACACCAAUGAAUGUUAUAUAUAGUACGAUUUCAUCCCGUUGGUUAUCCUGGCUAUCUUGAUGUUGUACAAAUGAGUACUUGCAGUUCCAUUUUUAGGAAGUGGUUCUUGUUUUCAAACAGGACGAAACGAAAAUGUUUGCAUCUUCGGAAUCAAUCGGUGGAUUGUAUAGAUUUGAGGAAUUAUCGAUGUCAGCAGAUGUGCUUCUAGAAUAAGGCAAGUACAACUAGCACUCAAUUUACUUUGAAACUAUUUCGACUUGAGAGAGAAACUCUUCACUGUGAAAAUAACAAGAAACUCAAAUUACCAUCUUCUCGAACACAAACUGCCGCAAGAGCAGCUAGUGUAUGAUUGUAAAAUUUACUAGGACAUCAACAACAAUAUUUCACAACAUAGCCUGCACCCGCCAGGUUCUUGUAAGAAAGAAAUACUCAGUGAGAGAGACCGAGUACGAAAUCAAAAUUAGGAUAGCGUCCGACAAGCAGUUAUCCUUAUCUUCGACAGUUGAACGAAGUUCGAGAAUUGGAUCUAUCAAAUACUUCCCGCUUGGCGCUACAUACGAAGGCCAUCUGUAUGGAGGCUCUACUCCACGUUGCGAUAAUUUGAGACAGAAUAAGU